AUCUUCCGGUUGCUCACUGUUUACAAUUUACAGUUUUCCCAAACAUAAAAUAUUUUCACAUUAUACUGCAUCAAAUAUAACAUUAACAUGGCCAUGAUAAAACCACUAGAAGCCUGUGUGGUUUUAACCAUGAUUUUUCACUUGCUGAUGUGCCCGUUCACAAAGGUUGAGGAAAGCUUCAACAUACAAGCUAUUCAUGACAUUAUCAACUAUGGUUUUGAUGUAGAAAAGGUGGCUGGUUGAUUGAUAAAUCUGUAACUGUUACUCACUCACUGUUAGGGUUACUGUUAGCGUUUUAAAAAGAAGUUAAGCCUAACUCCCUGAUCCCUGGCCUUAGUGAAUGACUACUGACACAUCAUGAUUAUUGUCUCAGUAGUAGUACUACCAGUGUCAGUACAAGGGAUGUCUUUACUCUUUAUAGUGGUUGAGCUGGGCAAUGUAGGCCUAAUUGACGUGUGUAAUGCACUGUGCCCCCAUCAUGACCAUAACUGUUUAGCUAUGUAUAUGUAAGAAAUUAAACAUUGACAUGUAUGCAUUUUAAUUUUAGGCCCAGGGGUGGGCAGUACCAUGGGUUAAGAGAAGACUUAAGAUAUCACUGGUCGGUAAAUGUGAAGAGAUAGCACUGCGUUUGCCGCGACCCGCGAACUUAUGUCCUAAAUCUAUCCCUAAACCUAACCUGAACCCUAAACUUAUCCCUAACCUGGGUUUUGACACUAUCGGAACCAUGGUUUUGACCCUUGAGAAAGUAACUAAGCUGAUGUCCUGUCCGUUCGUUCACCAUACAAAUACGCUUCAGUAAAUUAAAACUAUAUUAAAACAUUACUAAAAUUUUUUUGCCCCCCCCCCUGGAUUUCUGCGGGCGCCCAUGUAUGAUAUAUAAAGUAAGAUUGUCUUCACUACAGGGUUGCCAAAUAAAAAUUUAAAUUUUGUGUAUUCUGUCCCCAAAUUUUUAUGGACAAACAUAAUUUCUUUACAGAAACAUUCUAAACAAUCUAAACUUGUUAAAACUAUAAAGCAAACUUUUGUUUCAAAUUGCCAUAUGACUAUCUCUCUACAACUCCAGGAUCCUAAAUCAUAUGACCAUUAGUACAGGGCUUGAGCUUAUUGUAUGUAGUUAGCUUAUUUAAAUUAUUAUAUGGCAUUCUCAUGUGUUGAAUUCUCCUGAUUAUGAUCAUAUACUUUUAAAGCAAGCGUGAAGACAUCACAAACACAUUCUGCUUCACUUCACAGAUUUUUUUUUUUCAAUGUCUAAUUUUUACUGACACAUAAAGUUCUUUCAGGUUUUUGUUGUACAGUUAAUUUAAAUUUUACAAUAAAAUAAAAUGUGGUAAGAGGAUGGGCUUGUAAUAAUGAGUUAUAAAUACAAUACUACAUGUAUUUGAACCAAUGGAUUUGUUGUUUUUUUCUACUGCUACAUUUAGAGGUGGAGACAAAAUUUAAAGUUGGUUUGUUACAUCAUACAGUUAUCCUUUUUAUGAUACUGUUUUAAACAUUAGGUCAAGACAUUUACAUGAAAACAGAAUUAGAAGAAUUCAAAUACAGUACUAGCUUUGUUCUUUUUUGAAAAUUGGGCAUGACUCAAAUUUUGUGCAUGGUCAUUACAAAUAAGGACAGAUAGAUCCUUAGUAAUCCUAUAUUUGGAGUGCAUUAACACCCCACCCCACCCACCCCCACCCAUCCCACCCCCUAACCACUAAUUUUUCAAAACUUUAUAUCAUGAAACCAAUUAAUUUCAACCAAACUAAAAGAUUGGACAUGAAAGUGAAAGUAAAAAAGACACAUGCAGAAAAGAAAUCAACACCCAAAGGAUAAGAUAAGUUACUUACAUUUUUUUUUAAAAUCAUCAAACCCAUGCAGUAAAAUAACAUUUUCAUUUCCUUCAGUUUGAUCACCUAGAGUUUCCAGGUGUUGUUCCUCGAAGCUUCCUUGGACCUCUAGCUGUUGCUGCCGUAGCUUCACCAUUUGUGAUCUUGAGUAAUCUUACAGGGGCCAGUAAACUAGCCCAACAGUACAUAGGCAAGUAAACAUAAAAUGGCAUAGGACAGUGGUUGGAAAACUCAUUAGUCAAAAGAGCCAAAAAUCAGCAGCAGGACGAUUAAAUUUCUUUGAGAGCCAAAUUUCUUUUGAAGAACCUGUCAAGAACCAUGUUUUUCAGAUUCAAAACCGAUUUGUGGCUCACUGGCCGAGCCGCACUCAAGUCGCUAAAGAACCGCAUGCUGGCCGCGACUUGCUGACCACUGGCAUGGGAUAUUAAAAGUUAAAAUAUAACAGGGGGACCCUGCAUUACAAUGGUAGCAUGUCAACCUCAUAACCAAUCAACUCAACAGCCCUCAGAGGCUGAUAUUCAUGGUGAUGAGGAAAUCCCCUAGUAAAAAUAUUCUCCGCCUAUGAAGACUGAAGGCAGCUGUCAACAUGAUGUACGAUAAUAACUGAAGAAAUAAAUACAUUUUAGAAUAGAAUUACCACUCAAAAAUCCACAAUAUAACUCAAAUACAAUAGGAAGAAGUAAACAAUUUAUCUCUUUACAUUAUUUGGGAGAACUAUAGAAAUGUUCCUCAACCAUUUUUUACUUUUUAACAUUUAUUUCCAGUAAGAGGAACAAUUGGAUUGGCUACAGCUGUAUCAUUCAUAAUUUUCUGUAGAGCUGUUGAAUCUGGUUUUGGAGGCAGUGUUAAAAAUUGGCUGCUGCUUAUCACAAUUACUCAAUUCCACUUCAUGUUUUACAUGUCAAGACCUUUGCCAAAUGUAUUUGCUUUGAUUCUAGGUAAGUUUUUCUUUUUUGGUCAAAAUUUUUAAAAAUUAUCAUAAAAUACUUUGCUUGUAAAACUGUUCAGUAUUUUCAAAAAAAAAUUCAACAACAUUAAGUUCUAUUAACUAGGGUCAGUGAUAGAUCCCUUGAUAGAAUUUCAGGGAUCCAUGGAUAGGAAAACAUUACAACUAGGGAAAAUAUUCCCUCUACUAUUACAUGACUUGGCUACUCUGUGCUGGUAUUUCUUAUGUAUUCUUAAGGCAACUUGUAGUUUUCCAGGUGUGAUUAGGUACAAUAGCUCAAUAUUGUAUAAAUAUGCUGCAGUUGUCUGUGUCCACAAACUUUUAAAAGUCUGAAAUUUUAUGACACAAGUAAAUGAACUUCUAUGAUGCUCACUUCUGUCACCUGCAGCUGACAAAAUUUUAAAUAAGGAUUGGUUUAUGGGACACAUAAUUGUAUUUUAUGAAUUAGGAUUACAAUUUAUGUUUUGAACAGUUUGAUUAAACCUUUCAUUUUGUCUAUAAAUAAACCUACAGUACUGCUGGCACUCUCCAGCUGGCUAUAUCAGAAACACAAAAUGUUUAUUUGGCUUUCUGGAGCAUCCAUCAUCAUCUUUAGAUUUGACCUGGUCAUGUUCCUGGGCCUGAUUGUCUGCAGUGAGCUUGUUGCUGGGAGACUCAGUGUUAUCAAGUUCAUUGUUACAACUAUUUUGGCUGGAAUUUGUUUAUUGGGUGAGGCAUUCACUUGUGUACAUUUUUAUAUUGUAAUGCUGUAAAUAAAUGUUAGUUACAUUUCAGUUGGGCAAAGUUUUCUCCUUGAGGCCCACAUGACAUGUGCAAGGUCUGUGGGUGGGUUACAUGUGACAAAAUAUGUCUAAAUUUGCUUAAAUAUUAUUUUCAUUAUGUAUUUACUAGUCAUAUAACUAUGUUUAAUAUUAUUUUUAGUUCAACAUAGCGUUGCAUUAACCACUUCUCUCCCCCUUUUUUGUAUUCACAUUGAAAUCACUGAUUAAAUGUGUAGCACCAUUCCUUAUUUUUAAACCACCCUACCCUUGAUUGGGAAAAGGUUGUUUAAUUCCGAAUACAUUCUAAUUUAUUAUAAAGAAUGCUAUCAGGUGAUUCAAUAUCUAGAAUUUCUUUUUUGGAAGGUUCUAACUUACUGUCUAUAUAUAUAAUCCAGCAGCUUUCCUAGAUGGGAGAGAUAUUUGCUAAUUUUCUUAGACUUGAGACAUAUUAAUUGGAGCCUUACACAAUUGAACUCUUUGUGUGUGUGUAUGUUAGUAUUUGUAUCUUUCAAGGCUUAUACUGUUUCACUUGCUGUGCUGAAAGUUCAUAUAGUUUUUAUUUCUAUAUAAUUGAUUUUGAAUUUUUAAAAAUAAAUUUACUAUUACAAUUAAAUUGAAUAUUGUUAAUAUCACCAGCUUUGGUAUAGUUUUUCUUUGUGUUCUGGCUUUCAGUCCAUUGUGACGUUAGUGUUCAUUUAACGAGCCAAAGCAGAUUAAAUUUACAAAAACAAUACAACAGUAUUUAACAAUAUACUUGGUACUAAGUCCACAAAAUUGACAUCUUUGCCUUUUGGUUCAAGUUUACUCACCCCUGGUUUUAAUGGAUAAUUUUGCUCUAUGCAUUUCUGAUAUUUACUUGUAAAAAUCACAUAAUAAUAAAUGGGCACAGUUUCAUUUUAGACUUGUGAUCUUGUGGUAAGGUAUGCUAUUGGCAGUUCUUGAUGACAACUUACUCUCUGCCUCUUAUCACAGGUUUAACCAUGACGGUGGACUCUUACUUUUGGCAGCGUUGGUUGUGGCCUGAAGGGGAGGUUAUGUGGUUCAAUGUGGUGCUCAACAAGAGCUCUGACUGGGGCGUAUCCUUUUCUUAAUCCUCAAAAAUCUAUUUCCAGAGAUUUUUACAUUUAUUAUUUCAUUCGUUGUUUUGCAUUCAAACUGUGGGAAUUAUUUUCUGUAAAUUGGUGUUUCAGAUGAUAAUUCAGGCUUCAGCAUUUAUUUACUUUACAACUGGCAGCAAUUAAACUGUAACUAAAUUUGUUUAAGAUUAAAAAAUUGCUCAAAUUCAAGUAAAUUAUGUAGAUUAUUAUUUAAAGAUUAUCAAUUUCUUGAAUGUUUGACCUCGUUAAUCUAAGCCAGACUUCACCAUUUCUCUGGUACUUUUACUCUGUCCUGCCCCGAGCACUGUCACUGACCCUUGUUCUCGUACCAGUUGGUGUGUACCUCAUGCGUCAUGUGACAGUCUUGUUAUUCCCUGCCAUCGGGUACAUCCUGCUGUUUUCCUUGCUGCCGCAUAAAGAGCUGAGGUUCAUCAUCUACACGUUUCCUGUGUUUAACACCGUGGCAGCCUGCGCCAUGUCAGCUUUGUGAGUGAUAAGCUAUUUGUAGAUGUCACUGUGGUUGUUUGUAGAUGUCACUGUGGUUGUUUGUAGAUGUCACUGUGGUAGUUUGUUGAUGUCACUUUGGUUGUUUGUUGAUGUCACUGUGGUUGUUUGUUGAUGUCACUUUGGUUGUUUGUUGAUGUCACUGUGGUUGUUUGUUGAUGUCACUGUGGUUGUUUGUUGAUGUCACUUUGGUUGUUUGUUGAUGUCACUUUGUGGUUGUUUGUUUUUGUCACUGUGGUUGUUUGUUGAUGUCACUGUGUUGUUUGUAGAUGUCACUGUGGUUGUUUGUAGAUGUCACUGUUGUUGUUUGUUGAUGUCACUUUGGUUGUUUGUUGAUGCCACUUUGGUUGUUUGUUGAUGUCACUUUGUUUGUUUGUUGAUGUCACUUUGGUUGUUUGUUAAUGUCACUGUGCCUGUUUGCCAAGGGGAAAACAUUUCAACAACAAAAAUUUGGAGAUUUUUUUUCUGCAUCACUUAAAAAAACAUCAUGUAAAUGUAAGAUGACAAACAUUUUAAAAAAUUGUUGCUCGAUUUUGCUCUUGUCAUUGAAUUUGAUUUUUAAAUUGUAUUGCUAAAUAAACCUCGGAGCCUUUUGAAAUGUCUCCCUCCAAAAUGUAUGAAGUGUUCAUUGGUUCCCCUUUCUUGUUAGUGGCACCUAGUAUGUAGGCGUUGUAGCUGCAGUAAGAUGCAUUGGAGGUGGCGGCCAGUAAAGUGCAUCAUGUAAAUAGGAACUGUUCUCUCCUGUCUCGGUUGUUCCACUUCUUCUUAAAUAUUUUUCAUUCCUCAUGCAAACAGGGUAGAUGAACUCUCUUUAUUUUUCCAUGUUUAUUUUCUAGGUGUUGGAUUUUGUAUGACAUAUCUCUCCAAUAUCAGUUGCUGGUGACACUGUCAUGAGAAUAUUACUAGCUUGGAUCAACUUAAAUUUCUAAAUAUGACCAUUAUAGUUGUAGUGUCCAGUACUCACGUCCAGCUCUUAUAACUUGAGUAGUCAUUUUUAGUUGUGGUAAGCAUGGCAAAGUUUUCUUCUGUUGAUUUUUCCCAUUGAUCUUUAUAGGUGGAAAAACAAGGAUAAAUCUUUGCUAAAAAAGCUUGGGGCCAUGGCAGCGUUGUGCUUACUGCUGGGCAACGCUGUCGUCACGUCUGGAUUCCUCUACAUAGCACACCACAACUACCCGGGCGGGACGGCCAUCAAAGUCUUGCAUCAGCUUGAGCACGACACGUCAGGUGCUCUGUUCAUUUUAUUGAAUUUAUAUAAUCACUUGCCCACCUUUGCCCCAGGAAAUAUAUUUAAUGUUUCAUUACAUGGUUAUUGAAUUCAUAUAGUCACUUGCCCACCUUUGCCCCAGGAAAUAUAUUAAUGUUUCAUUACAUGGUUAUUGAAUUCAUAUAGUGACUUGCCCACCUUUGCCCAGGAAAUAUAUUUAAUGUUUCAUUACAUGGUUAUUGAAUUCAUAUAGUCACUUGCCCACCUUUGCCCAGGAAAUAUAUUUAAUGCUUCAUUCUAUGGUUAUUGAAUUCAUAUAGUCACUUGCCCACCUUUGCCCAGGAAAUAUAUUUAAUGCUUCAUUCUAUGGUUAUUGAAUUCAUAUAGUCACUUGCCAACCUUUGCCCCAGGAAAUAUAUUUAAUGUUUCAUUACAUGGUUAUUGAAUUCAUAUAGUGACUUGCCCACCUUUGCCCCAGGAAAUAUAUUAAUGUUUCAUUACAUGGUUAUUGAAUUCAUAUAGUGACUUGCCCACCUUUGCCUCAGGAAAUAUAUUAAUGUUUCAUUACAUGGUUAUUGAAUUCAUAUAGUGACUUGCCCACCUUUGCCCCAGGAAAUAUAUUAAUGUUUCAUUACAUGGUUAUUGAAUUCAUAUAGUGACUUGCCCACCUUUGCCCCAGGAAAUAUAUUAAUGUUUCAUUACAUGGUUAUUGAAUUCUUUGCCCCAGGAAAUAUAUUAAUGUUUCAUUACAUGGUUAUUGAAUUCAUAUAGUCACUUGCCCACCUUUGCCCCAGGAAAUAUAUUAAUGUUUCAUUACAUGGUUAUUGAAUUCAUAUAGUGACUUGCCCACCUUUGCCCAGGAAAUAUAUUUAAUGCUUCAUUCUAUGGUUAUUGAAUUCAUAUAGUCACUUGCCCACCUUUGCCCAGGAAAUAUAUUUAAUGCUUCAUUCUAUGGUUAUUGAAUUCAUAUAGUCACUUGCCCACCUUUGCCCAGGAAAUAUAUUUAAUGCUUCAUUCUAUGGUUAUUGAAUUCAUAUAGUCACUUGCCCACCUUUGCCCAGGAAAUAUAUUUAAUGCUUCAUUCUAUGGUUAUUGAAUUCAUAUAGUCACUUGCCCACCUUUGCCCAGGAAAUAUAUUUAAUGCUUCAUUCUAUGGUUAUUGAAUUCAUAUAGUCACUUGCCCACCUUUGCCCAGGAAAUAUAUUUAAUGCUUCAUUCUAUGGUUAUUGAAUUCAUAUAGUCACUUGCCCACCUUUGCCCAGGAAAUAUAUUUAAUGCUUCAUUCUAUGGUUAUUGAAUUCAUAUAGUCACUUGCCCACCUUUGCCCAGGAAAUAUAUUUAAUGCUUCAUUCUAUGGUUAUUGAAUUCAUAUAGUCACUUGCCCACCUUUGCCCAGGAAAUAUAUUUAAUGCUUCAUUCUAUGGUUAUUGAAUUCAUAUAGUCACUUGCCCACCUUUGCCCAGGAAAUAUAUUUAAUGCUUCAUUCUAUGGUUAUUGAAUUCAUAUAGUCACUUGCCCACCUUUGCCCAGGAAAUAUAUUUAAUGCUUCAUUCUAUGGUUAUUGAAUUCAUAUAGUCACUUGCCCACCUUUGCCCAGGAAAUAUAUUUAAUGUUUCAUUCUAUGGUUAUUGAAUUCAGCAACAAGGAAAUCAAAGGUUUGUGUUGUGGUGCGUAUGUAAACAUAUUAAUACUAGUAUUAAAGCCCGUUUAGGCCAGGUUCUGCUGUGUCUGUUAAUAUAGGGCAGUGUUUAAUACUCAACCUUACUUAUUUUUACUUUUUACAAUUAAUUAAUUACACUUCAACAUCAGCACUUCAUCACAGACCCCAACUUGACACACCAGGUUCCAGAAGCCAAACAAAGUAACUGUGAAAAAAAAAGUUAAGUUUUGACUUAUGGCAUCAGAAGAUUUUGUGCCAUCCUAGGGCAUUGUCAUUAAAAUAAGUUUGAUAUGUGUGCCCGUGAUUUCAGAGCUGAUUAUAGAUAGACGUUUGAAAAAAUCUGGGAUGCCAAGUAUAAUUCUGUGAGUUUGAGCUUGUAUGAUAGAGUGCUACCAGUGUGUUUGAGACUGUAUCAUAGAGUGCUACCAGUGUGUUUGAGAAUGUAUCAUAGAGUGCUACCAGUGUAUUUGAGCUUGUAUGAUAGAGUGCUACCAGUGUGUUUGAGCUUGUAUGAUGUGUGUUUGAGAUUGUAUCAUAAAGUGCUACCAGUGUGUUUGAGACUGUAUCAUAGAUUGUUACCAGUGUGUUUGAGACUGUAUCAUAGAGUGCUACCAGUGUGUUUGAGAUUGUAUCAUGGAGUGCUACCAGUGAGUUUGAGAUUGUAUCAUAGAGUGCUACCAGUGUGUUUGAGAUUGUAUCAUAGAGGGCUACCAGUGUGUUUCAUGUAUCAUGUAUCAUGAUUGUAUCAUGAUGUGUAUAAUUUUACAUGUAGGUAAAUUUUCAAAACUGACUUUCUUUGUCUUCAGUUUUCUAAUUAAUGUGUCUGUAUUGAUUGAUUUGUGUUUGAUCAGAUGUGCAUGUCUGAUUGAUCAUGUAAUUGAUUUGUGUUUGAUCAGAUGUGCAUGCCCACAUUGAUCUUGUAAUUGAUUUGUGUUUGAUCAGAUGUGCAUGCCCACAUUGAUCUUGUCAUUGAUUUGUGUUUGAUCAGAUGUGCAUGCCCACAUUGAUUUUGUCAUUGAUUUGUGUUUGAUCAGAUGUGCAUGCCCACAUUGAUCAUGUCAUUGAUUUGUGUUUGAUCAGAUGUGCAUAUCUGAUUGAUCGUGUUAUUGAUUUGUGUUUGAUCAGAUGUGCAUGUCCACAUUGAUCAUGUCAUUGAUUUGUGUUUGAUGAGAUGUGCAUGUCUGAUUGAUUGUGUUAUUGAUUUGUGUUUGAUCAGAUGUGCAUGCCCACAUUGAUCAUGUCAUUGAUUUGUGUUUGAUCAGAUGUGCAUGUCCACAUUGAUCAUGUCAUUGAUUUGUGUUUGAUGAGAUGUGCAUGUCUGAUUGAUUGUGUUAUUGAUUUGUGUUUGAUCAGAUGUGCAUGCCCACAUUGAUCAUGUCAUUGAUUUGUGUUUGAUCAGAUGUGCAUGUCUGAUUGAUCGUGUUAUUGAUUUGUGUUUGAUCAGAUGUGCAUGUCUGAUUGAUCGUGUUAUUGAUUUGUGUUUGAUCAGAUGUGCAUGUCCACAUUGAUGUGUAUACAGCACAGACGGGUGUCACUAGGUUUACCCAGCUCAGGCAGGACUGGAUGUGAGUAAACUCAUCUCUCAAUGUUUCACAGUAAUAACAUGGGAAUUAUUUACAUUCAUUCCUAGUUUUGGGGUGGCAUUUAGAAUUAAGUUUCUUUGUAUUUAAAAAUAGACAUCAGUAUGUUUGUAUUUAAAAAUAGACAUCUGUACAUUUGUAUUUCAAAAAACUCUCCUCCAGUCUCACCUGUAUAUUUCAAAGUGCUCUCCUCCAGACUUGCCAGUAUAUUUCAAAGAGUUCUCCUCCAGGCUCACCUGUAUAUUUCAAAGUGCUCUCCUCCAGUCUCACCUGUAUAUUUCAAAAUGCUCUCAUCCAGUCUCACCAUCAUAUUUAAAAAAACUCUCCUCCAGUCUCACCUGUAUAUUUCAAAGUGCUCUCCUCCAGUCUCACCUGUAUAUUUCAAAGUGCUCUCCUCCAGUCUCACCUGUAUAUUUCAAAGUGCUCUCAUCCAGUCUCACCAUCAUAUUUCAAAAAACUAUCCUCCAGUCUCACCUGUGUAUUUCAAAGUGCUCUCAUCCAGGCUCACCUGUAUAUUUCAAAGUGCUCUCAUCCAAGUUCACCUGUAUAUUUCAAAGUGCUCUCAUCCAGGCUCACCUGUGUAUUUCAAAGUACUCUCAUCCAGGCUCACCUGUAUAUUUCAAUGUGCUCUCAUCCAAGCUCACCUGUAUAUUUCAAAGUGUUCUCAUCCAGGCUCACCUGUAUAUUUCAAAGUGCUCUUCACCAGGCUCACCUGUAUAUUUUAAAGUGCUCUCCUCCAGGCUUACCUGUAUAUUUCAAUGUGCUCUCCUCCAGUCUCACCUGUAUAUUUCAAAGUGCUCUCCUCCAGGCUCACCUGUAUAUUUCAAUGUGCUCUCAAUCCAGGCUCACGAGCAUUUAUCAAAGUGCUCUCCCCCAGGCUUGCCUGCAUAUUUCAAAUUGCUCCUUAUUCUAUGCUCUGUUCCAUGGCUCUAGCUCCUCAUUCUCUGUUCCAUGGCUCUAGCUCUAGCUCCUCAUUCUCUGUUUCAUGGCUCUAGCUCUAGCUCCUCAUUCUCUGUUCCAUGGCUCUAGCUCUAGCUCCUCAUUCUCUGUUCCAUGGCUCAAGCUCUAGCUCCUCAUUCUCUGUUCCAUGGCUCUAGCUCUAGCUCCUCAUUCUCUGUUCCAUGACUCUAGCUCUAGCUCCUCAUUCUCUGUUCCAUGGCUUUAGCUCUAGCUCCUCAUUUUCUGUUCUGUUCCAUGGCUCUAGCUCCUCAUUCUCUGUUUCAUGACUCUAGCUCUAGCUCCUCAUUCUCUGUUCCAUGGCUCUAGCUCCUCAUUCUCUGCUCUGUUCCAUGGCUCUAGCUCUCACACAUAAUUCUCUGUUUCAUGGCCCUAGCUCUAGCUUCUCAUUCUCUGUUCCAUGGCUCUAGCUCUAGGUCCUAAUUCUUUGUUCCAUGGCUCUAGCUCAUCAUUCUCUGUUCCAUGGCUCUAGCUCUAGCUUCCCAUUCUCUGUUCCAUGGCUCUAGCUCUAGCUCCUCAUUGUCUGUUCCAUAGCUCUAGCUCCUCAUUCUCUGUUCCAUGGAUCUAGCUCCUCAUUCUCUUUUCCAUGGCUCUAGCUUCUUAUUCUCUGCUCAAUAGCUCUAGCUUCUCAUUCUCUGUUCCAUGGCUCUAGCUCUAGCUCCUCAUUCUCUGUUCCAUGGCUCUAGCUCUAGCUCCUCAUUCUCUGUUCCAUAGCUCUAGCUCCUCAUUCUCUGUUCCAUAGCUCUAGCUCCUCAUUCUCUGUUCCAUAGCUCUAGCUCCUCAUUCUCUGUUCCAUGGCUCUAGCUCCUCAUUCUCUGUUCCAUGGCUCUAGCUCCUCAUUCUCUGUUCCACGGCUCUAGCUCCUCAUUCGCUGUUCCAUAGCUCUAGCUCCUCAUUCUCUGUUCCAUGGCUCUAGCUCCUCAUUCUCUGUUCCAUGGCUCUAGCUCCUCAUUCUCUGUUCCAUAGCUCUAGCUCCUCAUUCUCUGUUCCAUGGCUCUAGCUCCUCAUUCUCUGUUCCAUGGCUCUAGCUCCUCAUUCUCUGUUCCAUAGCUCUAGCUCCUCAUUCUCUGUUCCAUGGCUCUAGCUCCUCAUUCUCUGUUCCAUGGCUCUAGCUCCUCAUUCUCUGUUCCAUAGCUCUAGCUCCUCAUUCUCUGUUCCAUGGCUCUAGCUCCUCAUUCUCUGUUCCAUGGCUCUAGCUCCUCAUUCUCUGUUCCAUAGCUCUAGCUCCUCAUUCUCUGUUCCAUGGCUCUAGCUCCUCAUUCUCUGUUCCAUGGCUCUAGCUCCUCAUUCUCUGUUCCAUGGCUCUAGCUCCUCAUUCUCUGUUCCAUGGCUCUAACUCCUCAUUCUCUGUUCCAUGGCUCUAGCUCCUCAUUCUCUGUUCCAUAGCUCUAGCUCCUCAUUCUCUGUUCCAUAGCUCUAGCUCUAGCUUCUCCUCCAAUAGCUGUUCCCAGUUGAUAAGGUGAUGGAGGGGCAUUCAUGACUUCAUUUAGUCUCCUUAGUUUGAUGGAUCUUCCUUAUCCAAGUUUCAACAAUUUUCAAACCCUGCAUAUUUUACUGUUAAUUGACAUGGUCUAAAAAAUGAGUUUAAGUACUUUAGACACAUAAUAGAUUUGUUUCCGAGGCUUAUCACUGUGCUGAGCUACAGUCUUUUUCUACUGCUAUUUAUGACCAUAAACUUUUGUUAUUUACAAUUUUUAAAAUCAAACCAAUUAAAACUCAAUUUAAAUUUUGUUGAAUUAAACUCAUGAUUCUUCUUGCUUCCAUGUUUUUAGAUACAACAAAACAGAAAACCUCCCAGUUGGUGGGCCAGACAUCCUGGCCUAUUCCCAUCUGAUGGUGGGCUCACCAGAUAAAAACAGCAGGCUACUGGAAGGCUAUGCUGACACGCAUACAAUCUUAGCUGAAAUUGUAGCCUACGACAGACUUGUCAUUGACAAGUCUUCCUUCCCACCAGUACGUGUUCUGUUCUCAGAGAAAUGUUACAUUCUUAAGAAGAAAGUUUGAAUCAAAUUUUCAGUAUUUGCUGACUUACAACUUACAGUGAACAGAUUGUUAGACUAGACUUAUAGAAUAUACAAUUAGUAUUUACUCAUGUAGACCAAGUGUUUAUGGUUCCUUGAUAUUAUUAGAUUGAAUAUUUGACAAUGAAUACAUUCAAUAGAAAUAUUUUUCAGUUCAUGUUUGUGGAAUAACACUGGCAAUGUGAAAUGGAAUGAGACACUCCUCUCAUUUAUUUUUAAAAAUGAAGUUUCGGACCGAAGACUUUCAAGAUGAUUUUCUAUUUUUAAAUUUGAGAGUUUUUAAGGUCCUAAUUUUGUUUGUUUACAUACCUAUUCAUGUAAGUGUUUUAAACUAUUUUAUAAUGUUGGACAAUCCUUCUUCCUUUUACCAACCUUUUUCUGCCAUUUUUAUUACAAUUAAUAUGUUGGUGUUUACAAUGUAAUUCCUUCUGACCUCGACACAUGAGUGUUCUCUUCAACAAGUAUUAAUAUAAUACUGACAAGAAAUGUUAGUGUAAUAUACUGCUAUAACUAUACUAUCUGCAUUACUGGACUGUAUGCUACAAACAUCAUUUUUUUAACAGUCAGUGAAGUUAUGACACAAAUAAAAUGAACAUUUACAGAUUCUAUCCUUGAUCUAUGCUCUUUGGGAUACUGAGCACUGAAAACAAAAUACAGAAAAUAAAAGUCAGGAUAGAAUUUGACUAAUGGGUACCCCUAGCAAGACCUUUCACUUCCUGUAAGAGGAGGAGGCGGUCUUAGCCUGGGCUUCAACACCCUCCUACACUACCACAACCCAAGUAAUUGUCUAUCCUUGAAUAAAAUACCUCUUUUAUGGUAACUGUUUUCUGUUGAAAUAAACCUCUAUGCUAGAAGCAAAAGCAGUCAACACAAAGAAACUGUUCACUCGUCUUUUUUUUAAAAUGUUUUAUCGCGUGACAAAAAAAUUAUCUGCAUCAUAAACCAUUUCUUGUCAAACAUUAACACAAUUUUUACUUAUGUUAGAUCAUUCAUUCCCAGUUAAAUACAUUAGCGCAUUUUUCAAAUAUGAAAUUCCAUUCCAAAUUAAGCUUAUUUAUUAAAGCGUAAACGCUUCAUUUUUUAAAAAGUAAUAGUUCUCGGUUGUUUUAAAUGUAAUGUUACCGUUGAAUAGGAAUGACAUAACAAAAGUUAUGACUUGUAAUGUUUUCUUUGCUCGCCAAUUAGGUGAUUUGUUGUAACUGAGAUUUUACGCUAUGUUGUCUCAUGGGUUGUGUCCCUUUGAAUGUCCACAGCAUUAUUUAAGAAUUUACAAGUUGUUUUUUUUUACCACUGUAAUUUGCAAGAUUCUUUUUUUGUGAGUUAUAUAUUUUUAGGUUAUAUAAUUUAAUUUGCAAGGGCAAAUUUGUUUAAGCAUUAAAUUUAAUAGUUGAAAGUUGUCUCGUAGGGCAAGAUGUAGAUUGGAUCGCUCCUGUUUUUAAUCAAAUUCCAUGAGGCAUAGUCAAUCUUGAUGACAGACAUGGUCAAAUUGCUUUAGUUGGGUGACUCAUAGUCUUGCAAUAUACUGUUUUAAAACUAAACAAUUUACCAUAUGGUAACCCAUCAAUUAUUAUUAUUAAAUACUAUAAAAAAUUUCAUUUUAACAAAUCAGGAAAUGUGGCAAACAAAUGUUCAGAUCUCAUAUUGAUUAUUUGCUCUGUUAAGAAUGUGUUCAUUUUCUUUACUUAAUGUUUUUAAAGAUUACAACUUAAAAUCAGUAAAUAAAUGUUCUUUGAAACCAGGUUUCUGGUAAUCAACUUCAGAACUCUACUAAACGUAACAAAAAUAUUUUUUGGAAAAAAUGUUUUCUUUAUUUUUAUGAAUUUUAAACAAUUUUGAUUGUACAUGAGUAUAGAACUUUCCACAAAAAAUCUGCUGAAAAAAUGUUUAUUUAGGAAAUUUGUAGUUAUUGGUUUAACAAUAAGGCAUAUAUAGUUUCAUAACUAUGAUGAGGUAAAAAGAAAAAAAAAACAUGUUCAAUUAAAAAAUAAAGUAUACCGUAUAUG
Messenger RNA from Lymnaea stagnalis (great pond snail), 14559 nucleotides. The record is from the annotation of a GenBank genome assembly. Lineage: Eukaryota; Metazoa; Mollusca; Gastropoda; Lymnaeidae.